AUGGUGCAAGAUGAGUUGACGGUGCGGCGGGGCACGCCAUCACUGGUGGCGCCUGCGCGGGAGACGCCGCGGGAGAGUAAGCCACUGUCGGACCUCGACGACCAGAACUGCAUGCGGAUCUACCUCGUCGGGAUCUACGCCUUCCGUGGCAACGCAUCCAAGCAAGGCGUCGACCCGGCGGUGGUGGUGCGGGGCGCGCUAGCGGAGGCGCUGGUGCACUACUACCCUCUGGCCGGCCGUCUUCGCGAGGAGGCUGGACGGAAGCUGGUGGUUGACUGCGCCGGACAGGGCGUGGCCUUCGUGGAGGCCGACGCCAACAUGGCGCUGGACGACCUCGGCGAGGUGCGGUACCCGCCGUUCCCGCGCUCCGAGGAGUUCGUCUACGACGACCACGUCUACAUGGCCAACUUGCCGCCGGGCCUGCUGCUGCCCGAGAUCAUCGGCCAGCCCCUGCUGUACGUCCAGGUAACACGGUUCACGUGCGGAGGCUUCAUCGUCGGCACCCGGACCUGCCACUGCCUCACCGACGGCUCCGGCGUGGCGCAGUUCCUCAAGUCCGUCGGCGAGCUCGCUCGCGGCGCCGACUCGCCGAGCGUGCCGCCCGUCUGGUCCAGGGACAUAUUCAACGCGCGGGAGCCGCCAUGCCCUUCCUUCCCGCACCCCGAGUUCCAGGAGCCGGCCGGCGGGGACGACCGGCUAAUGUACACACCACCGCACGAGCUGGAACGCGUCGAGUUCUCCUUCGGGCCCGAGGCUAUCGCCGCGCUGCACAGCCGGGCCGCGCCGGGGAAGAAGCCGCACGGCGGCGCUGGGCUACGCUCCGGGUGA
Molecule: messenger RNA, 828 nt
Organism: Lolium rigidum
Lineage: Eukaryota; Viridiplantae; Streptophyta; Magnoliopsida; Poales; Poaceae
Product: benzyl alcohol O-benzoyltransferase-like
Exons: 2
Coding region: 1-828 (275 amino acids)
Source: RefSeq, a predicted model, not a curated record